AUGAGGAAAGGAAUGGUGACCGUCGUCCGCUGGGGUGCUGCUCCAAUAGAGAUAGGGAGAUGGAUGCUUCCAAUGAGCUGGACAACAUCACCGGAGAAGCUCACCAGGAGUGUGAUGUUUCGGUCAAGCAGUAAGACGGGAUCUGGAGGUCGUUGA
Prunus armeniaca (apricot) is the source of this 156-nucleotide messenger RNA. The record is from the annotation of a GenBank genome assembly. NCBI's taxonomy places the organism in Eukaryota, Viridiplantae, Streptophyta, Magnoliopsida, Rosales, Rosaceae.